GAAGAGACUCUGCAAAUCCUGAAGGAUUGGCGCGCGCUGCCCAAUGUACAGGUUGUCAGGUCUGACAAAAGCGCUGGUGUGGGGCCGGCCUUGAACUUCGGCUGGAAUCAUUGCCAGGGGCAGUACAUAUCCCGGCUGGAUGGCGAUGACAUUGCUCUGCCUUCUCGGCUGAGCCAGCAGCUGGGAUUUCUGGAAAAGCAUGCGUCGAUUGCCAUCCUCGGUGGAGGCUUCAGAACCUUCACGGAGGAUUCGGCAGGCUUAAAUCUCGGCGCGCGGCAAUACCGCUUUCCUUGUCACCCGCUUCUGGCGAGGUGGCAUAUGAUUUUUUCUUGCUCCCUGGCACAUCCGACUGUCAUGCUGCGUCGAGCAGCCAUACCCUUCAGGGAAGGCCCAUAUCCUGAGAACGAGGAGGCCGAAGACCACUGUUGCUGGCUGUCCAUGCCGCUGGAUGUACAGAUUGCAAACAUUGCGGACGUGGUCUGCCACAUAAGGAGACACAGCGAAUCACGCAGUGCUACGGCUGCCCAUCGGCUUCGGCAGUCCUCCUACGGUGCCGUGCGCGCCUUCUUGAAGCGCGAAUGCGCUGAAGACAACUUGACGGAUUCUGACAUUGCAGUGCUUUGGGGCAGCAAGGGUGCUUCCACGCCGGCUCAGGCUACAGCUGUGUCGCAUGCCUUGGACUCCCUGCAAGGCUGGUUCAACCGCAUCUUGCACCCUCAGCUGGGCCGCGAUCUACUGCCUGGGGCGUUUCGGAGCGACUUUCUGGACAGCCGAACAGCGGCGCUGGAAGAGUAUGUCAAGGCUUCGUGCAACAAGCUGCGAGGAACUCUGGCCGUUCAGUCCUUGGCAUCGGGUGAGGUGGACGUCGGUGCAGCGAUGAUGAAGCAAUGGCUCAAGGGGGGCGAUGCCGGCUUGAAGAGCUUGGGUGCACUGAUCCAGGCUGGCUACAACAGCCAAGGCUCCCAAUGA
Molecule: messenger RNA, 969 nt
Organism: Symbiodinium pilosum
Lineage: Eukaryota; Dinophyceae; Suessiales; Symbiodiniaceae
Source: the annotation of a GenBank genome assembly